This is a messenger RNA of Chelonia mydas (Green sea turtle), 3758 nucleotides long. RefSeq names its product cannabinoid receptor 2 (gene CNR2). Bases 925 to 2019 code for a protein of 364 amino acids. Gene Ontology annotation, cellular component: membrane. NCBI's taxonomy places the organism in Eukaryota, Metazoa, Chordata, Testudines, Cheloniidae. The record is from RefSeq and is a predicted model, not a curated record. The transcript has 2 exons. Gene Ontology annotation, biological process: cannabinoid signaling pathway. Gene Ontology annotation, molecular function: cannabinoid receptor activity.
AAUCACAGAGACAGCUCCAUGCUGUUCACUUGAGACGGUCUGAUAUCAGAGGUUCAUGCCUUACUCGCAUUUUUUUUUACAAGCUUGGAUGAGUUGCAUAAUUUAAACUCCUCCAGUCAGGUUCAGUGUAUUCCGAUCUUCUUUCAGUGCCAUGGUUGCCCUUAUGUAUAAAUGAACUAUUUUGUUCAUUUCACUUCUGCUGGGCUACAAGCGGACGGAAAAAGCAGAACCUGCUCUUUUAUGGGAACAUCAACAUUAAUAAUUAAUUUCAACUGUUUGACUCGGGGGUGAGGAUUUUCUAACACAAGCCUGUUGACAGACAUGCUGGCUGAUGCUGAUGCCAAGGGGAAGUUCAUACAGCCUCAGGUUUUAAAUCCAGAACAGAAGGGAGUAAAAAGAAUAAGAUGAUACAAUCAUGGUCCUCCCCCCAACCCUAAAAAUCAGGCAAAUGAAGCCUGAAUGUUUCUUUCCUAUGAGACUCUUUACACUUGGAGAAGACUGAGAAGAAAACCCUUGGUAAGCAAAUUGACUCCCUGCAUCUGAGACAGGUUUUAAACAUCCAUCACUACAGUUCUUCUAAUGACCAGAAAGGCAGAGCACAAAACCCAGAGAGGAAGUGGGGAGGGAAGGAAAAACUUAUUACAUAUUUUCCACCAAGAGAACAUAAAGAAGAGUGAGAGAUUGGGGAAGGGACUAACACAAACUUCUACCCAGGGGAAGAAUAAGCAGAACCAGAGCGGAAGUCAGAAUAGAGGAGAAAGCAGCAGUCACCAGUGCACAGCUGUACAAGAUACACUGACAGUUGGAAGGAUGGGAAGUCCCAAAAGCAUCUCCUGCCUGACACCCAAGCAAAACCAUAGCAGCAUCUGAAGGCUCACCAAGGAAACCCCUGCUCUUUGGAAAGCUUUUUGAGCCUGGAUAAUCAUGAUGGGGAGAUGUCAGGUGGAUGAAACUGCAAAAGUGUCCAGUUGCAGCAUGAAUACCAUGCCCAUGGAAUGUUACAUGGUCCUUAAUAGCUUCGCUCAGAAAACAACCAUAGCUCUACUGUGCUCCAUUUGUGGGAUUCUGUGCAUUUUGGAAAACUCUUUGGUGUUGUAUCUGAUAUUUGCUUCCCCUAAGAUCAGGAAAAAGCCUUCCUACCUCUUCAUCAGCAGCCUUGCCCUAGCAGAUGUCCUAGCCAGCAUUGUAUUUGUCUGCAGCUUUCUUGAUUUCCAUGUCUUCAACAGAACUGACUCCUCUAAAGAGAUCUUCUUGCUGAAGCUCGGAGGGGUCAACACGUCCUUCACAGCAUCCUUGGGCAGCUUGCUGCUGAUGGCAUUUGACCGCUAUGUCUGUAUCUAUCGGCCAUCGGAAUACAAGGUCAUCGUGACGAGGAAAAGGGCUGUGGUGGCCAUGGCUGUGAUGUGGAUAGCUACCAUAAUCACUGCCUUCCUGCCUCUAAUGGGGUGGAACUGUUGCAGGCUAAACUCAGCCUGCUCUGAGCUGUUUCCCUUUGUUGAUAGCAAGUAUCUGUCAAGCUGGAUCUGCCUGGUAAUGAUUCUGCUGCUGUGUAUAGUGUACACCUACGUCCGGGUGCUGUGGAAGGCUCAUAAGCACACAGUGUACAUGGAGAAACGCCAAAGCCAGGCUGGGAAGCGGAAUGCAAAGAUGAGGAUGGACGUCACGCUCGCCAAAACAUUAGUGAUGGUCCUGGCAGUUGUCAUGACAUGCUGGUCCCCAGUGCUGGCUCUCAUGAUGUACAGCCUCUUCGUCAGCCUGACUGAUCACAUCAGAAAGGUGUUCGCCUUCUGCAGCACCCUCUGCCUGGUGAACUCCAUGGUGAAUCCCAUUGUGUACGCCCUCCGAAGCAGGGAGCUGCGCUCCUCUUUGAGGAAAACCAGCUCGCGGUUCAGAAAGAAGAUGAUCGCCUCAGAGAGCUCCCCGACCCCAGAAGUAGACAGCACUCUGAAAUCCUUACCGAUAGAAACCAUCUGUGGUGACAUUGUGUACAACACACACAUGAAUCUGCUGAAAGCCUGAGCUUUGACACAGGAAACAUAUGACAGAUUUUGUAUUGUUUCUUUGAAAAGGAAGAAAAUCUAAAGCUGCUUUUCUCUGUAGCUCCUGGGAGGAUUUGUGACUGAAUGCCUUGCCUGGGAAAUGAAGUCAUUUGGCUGUAAUGGUAUUAUGAAACAUUUGCAGAUCGCACCCUCCUUGUGCCUGGGACUUUACUUAGUGAGUAAAAGACAUGGGCCCAGAUUUGUAGUGGUAUUUAGGCACCUAAUUCCCAUUGAUUUCCAAGGGAAUUGGCUGCCUAAGUACCUUUAAAAAUCUGGGCUGAUGGUUCCUACCUUCUAAAGAUCAGAUAAACCCAACCAAAGGAAGACUGGACCAACUCUACCAUACGAAUACUACGAUAGCAUAGCAGGCAUUCAUAGAUACUACAGUGAUGGGUGCGCUACAAACACCAUGGAUGGAUGGAUAAACAACAGAAGCAGUCCCCACUAUUUUAGGGCAACCCUCCCAGUUUACCAGACUUAGUCUACAACUGUGUCAACCAGUGAUCUCCUUGACCCACUUAUCUUGUAGUCAAUGACCUCUUUCCUCCCUACUCUAAAAUUAAGUUCUGGCCCAAGUAAAAUGUGCUUUGACCCACGUGGCUGUAGCACAAGGGUGGUCUGUGGCCACUCUGCUGCUGGGACUGUAACAUUUUAUAUGCAGUUGUGGUUCAAUAUGCUAAGGCAUCGAGCACACCACAGCAGUGGUGAGAGCCCCACACUCCUGUUAAACUCAGUGGAAGUUGAGCACCUUGUGCAGGAUGGAGCCCUCAGUGGGUCUUAUGCCUAGAUACUCAAAGGUAUUCAGACUCCUGACUUCCACUGAAAUAAAUUGGUGCCUAAGUAGCUUUGAGGAACUGGGCAGUCUGAGAGCCUCAGUGUUUAGGAGUUUGAUUGUAUUCCAGGAACAUUUACAGCCAAGUAUGGUUCCAAAGGAAAUGUAUGAGUGUGGUUUAUUUCUCAUCCAACUAAGGAGGCACAUUUAUCCCUUGAGUAAUUUCACUGACUUUACCAGGACCGCACCAAAGAAGAAUUAAGCCCUUUGCCUGGAAUUAUUGAGAAGCUGUUUUAAGAAGGUGCUGUAUUGUUUUGUCCAGAAAUGCGUAUGUGCUGAAGAUGUUUUCUACUCUAGGCAGGCAAGAUAUUUGUUCCUAGGAAAUAAGACAUUCCAUAAGUAUCUUUUGCAGAACAUGUCAACUGGACACAGGCAAAAUAACACAGGCAAAAUAAAUAUUGGGGAUCGGUCCUGCUAUUGGGGAUCAGUCUUGCUUUGAGCAGGGGGUUGCGCUAGAUGACCUCCUGAGGUCCCUUCCAACCCUGAUAUUCUAUGAUUCUAUGAACACAAGCACCAGUCAGUACAUGUGGCCAAGAGCAUGUCAUAAAGACUUGCACCUACUUUACACCAGUGCUGAAUUUGCCCCCUUGGGUGCAGCAUAUUAAUAUGAUUAUAACAUCGGCCUCCCAACUCCUGACAAACACGAGAGAACAACAUUUGAAACUUAACAAAGCACACUUGGGCGGUUAAUAAUUGACCUCAGUCAUGCACAUAAACUUACCUGCAGUAGUAUAUGUAAAUAUGCCUCUUGUGCUACAUACUAUAAACCACUAUGUUGUAUUUAGCUUGCAAACUGCCAUGGUAAAUCUAUUAGCACAUCAUUAAAUGGCUUAUUUGUUUUAAUAGUUAAACUCUAUACAGAGUAAGAAUAAAGAAUAUUUUCUCUA